AUGACGACCUCUCCACUAUUCAAGCCUCUCAACAUUGGACAAUGUCAGCUCCAACACCGCAUUGUCAUGGCACCCAUGACCCGAUUUCGCACGGACUCAGACCACGGACCUCUGCCAAUCGCCAAGGAAUACUACAGCCAGCGAUCACACACACCAGGCACGUUAAUAAUCACCGAAGGCACAGCCGUAUCGGAAAAGCUCGUGGGUCUUCCCCAAUGGGCAGGAUGUUGGAGCAAAAGCCAGCUGCAGAAGUGGCAAGCCAUCACUGAAGAAGUUCACGGCAAGGGUUGCUAUAUCUUUCUGCAGCUUUGCUGUGCAGGUCGCACGGCAGACAAGGGAUUUCCCAAGCUCUCAUCUGGCAAUAUCCCCCUCGAGGCUGAAGCCAGUGCUAUAGAGACUGAAGAUGAUGAUAGACCACCGGAGCCGAUGAGCGAGCAGGAAAUCCAUGACGCCAUACGCGACCACGCCACUGCUGCCCGCAAUGCCAUAGCCGCCGGCUUCGAUGGUGUGGAGCUUCACGGUGCUAAUGGCUAUCUCAUCGAUCAAUUUAUCCAAGAAUCUUGCAAUAAUAGGACGGAUAAAUGGGGUGGCUCGGUUGAGAAUCGCUCGCGCUUUGCACUCGAAGUCACUGCCGCUGUUGUUGAUGCUGUUGGUGGUGAUCGUGUUGGCUUCCGCAUCAGUCCUUGGAGCACAUACCACUCUAUCGAGCCUCGGAAUCCGGAGUCUCAGUUCACUCAUCUGGUUACUGAGUUGCGGAAGUUGGACCUGGCUUACCUACACGUCAUUACGUCUCGUGUGGACAAUUGGUAUGAUGUGGACCGUGUAAAGCCUCUUGAUUUUGUCUUUGAUAGCUGGCGAACAGACAUACCUGUCAUCAUCACUGGGGGGUACGAUGGAGAUUCUGCAAAGCGCGCUGUUGAGGAGUAUAAGGACUUCAAGCUCGCCGUUGGAUUCGGUCGGUCGUUCGCUUCAACGCCUGAUCUUGUGGCUUGCAUCAAAAUGGGUAUCGCACCAAACCCUUUCAAUGGCGACCUGGCCUAUACUCCCGGUACCCCUAAAGGGUACAUCGACUAUCCUUUCCUAUCCUAA
This is a messenger RNA of Aspergillus tubingensis, 1089 nucleotides long. Its product is annotated as alkene reductase. The transcript has a single exon. NCBI's taxonomy places the organism in Eukaryota, Fungi, Ascomycota, Eurotiomycetes, Eurotiales, Aspergillaceae. The record is from RefSeq and is a predicted model, not a curated record. The coding region runs from base 1 to 1089 and encodes 362 amino acids. Gene Ontology annotation, molecular function: NADPH dehydrogenase activity; FMN binding.